Molecule: messenger RNA, 201 nt
Organism: Dicrocoelium dendriticum
Lineage: Eukaryota; Metazoa; Platyhelminthes; Trematoda; Plagiorchiida; Dicrocoeliidae
Source: the annotation of a GenBank genome assembly
AUGAGAGGUGCCCUCUUUGUUUUCGCUAUUCUUUGCAUUGUGCAAGCAUUGAAGAGUGCGUCAGGCCAGGGGUCAAGUACAUCGACUACCACUUUAAAAUUUGUUUUCAACUGUGCCUGUUGUCACAAGCGCCCCAGCCAAUUACAAAACGGUCUUCAUCGUUGGCGAUGUCUAUCAGGACAAAACAGCAGUGACUAUUAA